AUGGAAAAACAAAGAAGUCGAAUGAAAAAAUACUUUGAUGCCAAAAGAAAGCCGGCUCAUAAAUAUAAAACACAUGAUCUUGUGCUAUGGUCUGGGGCAACUAAAAGUGAUAAAGAUAUAAGCAGAUAUGAAAUUACGGCUUUAAAAGGUCUUAAAGGUUACAGAAAAUAUAAAGCAGUAGUUGCAGCUGAACAGUUAAGACCAUACGUGAAAGGUAUUAGUGAUUCGGACGAAAGUGAUUCAGAAGUUAACAGUACUGAUGAAUUAAUAGACCUGUUAGAAGGUUGA
Acanthoscelides obtectus is the source of this 288-nucleotide messenger RNA. Lineage: Eukaryota; Metazoa; Arthropoda; Insecta; Coleoptera; Chrysomelidae. The record is from the annotation of a GenBank genome assembly.